AUGACUGAAAUAAAAUUCAAAAUUACAGCCAUAUCCUAUAGUACUAGUGAAUUAAAACAAAUUCAACCUAAUGUUGACAAUUGUUUGAUGUAUUUAAAAAAACUACAAGAACAUUUUAAAUCAUUUGAUAGUUUAAAACUAGAAAGACAAUUAUUAAAUCGUUGUAUCUAUAAAAAUUGGAAUGCUCGUCAUAUGGAAUUAGGUAUUCAAACUGGUAAACGUACAGUAAAAUUACUCGAACGUCUAUUUCAAUUAUAUUCGUUAUACGUAAAUAUUGAACAAAUAUUAUCAAUUUAUAAACCUACAGAUAUUCAUAUCGUAUUACCAACACGUGACACACUUAAUAAGUAUAUGAAAAUCUUGUAUCGAUCAAAAAAAAUGAUGAUUAAAAUUGGCAUAAUUAGUAAAAAAUGCGUUGCACAGUUAUUCCAACGUAGUCCACCUUCAACAAUUUCAUUUGCGGGUGGAAGUCCGAACGUAUCAUUAUUUCCAUUUAAAGAUGCUACUAUUACAUUGACAGAUGAUACAACUAUUAAACUUGAUCCAUCGGCCAUGGCCAAAGCGUUACAAUACUUGCCAACACCUGGUUUACCAGAUAUGUUAACAUGGUUUCGAAAACUUCAAGAACACUAUCAUCAUCCGAAAGAUUUUGAUUCAUAUGAUUUGUGUAUUACGACUGGUAGCAUGGAAGGAUUGGCCAAGGUGUUUGAAUUGUUACUCAAUCAAGGUGAUCCAAUAUUGAUUGAUUCACCAUGUUAUUCAGGUUCACUCGAUUUUUUGAGAGCAUUUGGUGCUGAUAUUCACAGUAUACCGACCGAUUCGUUUGGCAUGUCUGCGAAACAUUUGGAAGAAACACUCUUUAAUUGGAACGAUAAAAACAGAUUACCAAAGGCUUUGUACACAAUUCCUAAUGGAAGCAAUCCAACUGGUACUACAAUGUCAGUGGAAAGAAAAAAAGAAAUCUAUAGAGUAAGUAAAUCACGAAAAAAUCUCUUAGUUUAAUUAGUAACUUUAUAUCUCUUCAAUUCCUCUCAUAAGUGAUUUUAAAGAAUUAUAUUGUACUGCAGUUAACAUUCUAGACAAAUAAUAAUGCUAUCUAAUGACACUAAUCCCUUUCCCGCACAUAAUAGAAGACCAGUGCUGACGAUUUUUUCCUGAGACUCCUUCCAUAAUCUUUCACAAUGGCCAAAAGUCUACCUGAGUUGUUUGCCAGUGAGUUGUCUUCUAUUAUGAGGGGAGAAGGUUUACAUCAUAUUCUUGAAGAAAAUCUUAUCGAAAUAUAAUAGUAAGUCGAAGAAAUCACAGUCAAACUAUAUGUAAUCUAGAGUACAUUACGUAUGAUCUUUCCUGUAGCAAGUGCUUGAAUUUUCUAAAAAAUGCACAUGAGAUUCUUCAGGCAUGCAUCUAUUUCUAAUUCAUGUGAAUACCUCACCGAAAAUCUAGCGUUACUCUCUAUAUAUUUUACUAACCCUAGUAAAAUAAAUAGAACAAGUGAGUUCGUGGAAUUUUAGAGUUGUACUAGCAAAAAUGCAUUUACAUCAGUUUUUCAACAGAAGCAUUGAGCAUUAGAGAUAAAAGAGUUUAAACACAAUUAAAAAAUAAAGAUAGAAAUUGAAACAGAAAAUCUUUGAAAGUAGACGGGUUCAAUCCGGUUGAAGGCGAAAAUUUACAAUACCAAGAAAACUUGAAAUAAAGUAGAGUAACUUAAGGUAAAUCUGAUCAGUGUCAAAAAGUUUUUCAGUGUUUUGCUCAUAGCUAAGUCAUUUUUGACCGGUUUUGCAUAGAUUGUUAGAUCUGACUCUUAGCUGUCGACUGAUGCAAAAUUCACCAGAG
Molecule: messenger RNA, 1833 nt
Organism: Didymodactylos carnosus
Lineage: Eukaryota; Metazoa; Rotifera; Eurotatoria; Philodinida; Philodinidae
Source: the annotation of a GenBank genome assembly